Messenger RNA from Eremomyces bilateralis CBS 781.70, 2077 nucleotides. RefSeq lists its product as uncharacterized. Lineage: Eukaryota; Fungi; Ascomycota; Dothideomycetes; Eremomycetales; Eremomycetaceae. Gene Ontology annotation, molecular function: metal ion binding. The record is from RefSeq and is a predicted model, not a curated record. The transcript has 5 exons. Bases 291 to 1733 code for a protein of 480 amino acids.
ACCAUAUCUUUCAUCUUUCACCCCACUUUGACUCUUUCAAUUUUAGAUUCUUCCACCAUCAUUCUCUAUUAAUAUCCUUCGUUUUACGAUAAGACGUUCGUCUCUUUGGACGAGCGACGCGACACUGCAACCCGAACCAAACAACAACCAUCACUUCCGGUUCCCUGGAUAUCACCAAGUUCACGUAUUCCAACGCGUUAUCCCUUAGACUUGAUUAGACACAAUCAACCGACAGUGUAAGCUUCGACGUGCAAAUUCCUCUCUAGGGUCAUCAGUCGCCCCAAAUCCCAAUGGCUGUCUGCAAGUUCUUCCUCCAAGGCAAUUGCAGGAACGGGAAUAAUUGUAGGUUUGAGCAUCCCGUAGGUCAAGGAGGCUCGAAUCAAAACCAAGGUUAUGGCCAAGGUCCUUCCUCAGGGGGACGGGGUGGAAGAGGCGGACGAGGUGGACGAGGUGGGCAAAGUGGACAGGGUCCCAGUGGCAGGGGACAUGCGGCUUAUCAAGCGAACAAAGAGCUCCAGACCAUUAUGGAUGCAAUUCAAGAUGAUCUAAAAUCAAAUCGUCCUGAGUGGAUCUGCUCUUGCUACGACCCCGAAGGGAAAAGCUCAACCAGGCAACUUAUCGAUGGGUUGCCUGCCGAACAGAGUCCCGAAGAGCUAAGAGUGCGCUUCUAUAUGGCUCAGGCAGCCGGGAACCCACAGGCAGGGGACGCCGAAGAGAAGCAGCUCGCUGCCGCCGUUAACGAACAAGUUCAAAACAUUUUGGGCAAUUUGAAAGCGGCUGCAGAGUACGUACUUGGUGGGAAAGACGUCCACCCUAACCGGAUUGAUAUCUGUAACAAAAACACGAGCACCGAUCAACCUUUCGCAAAAGGUCGCCGAUCCCAGUUCGGAGCAUCUAAUCAGCCUACUCCCGGGGCGACACCGUUCGGGCAGCCUUCUCCUAGUCCUUUCGGUCAGCAGAAUCCCAGCCCAUUCGGACAAGCACCAGCAGGACAAACCGGCGGUUUCAAUCAGCCUCAAGUCUCCGGGAACUCUUUCGGGCAACCUGCAUUCGGUCAAAAUGCCGGUGGACUCCCACAGGGGCCUUUCGGUCAACAGCAACAACAGCAACAACAGUCUAGCCCUUUCGCAAACACGGCGAUGGAUAACGCCCCAUCACAAUUCCAACCUCAACCUCAACCACAACCACAACCACCCGCAACCGGUUUCGGACUCCCCGCUCCAUUCGUGACUCCAGCCGCAGAUCCGAAUCAAAAUGCCUUCGGCCAACCAGUUCCUAGCCCAGCUGCUCCUUUCGCACAACCUGCGAUUAGCCCAACCCCCAGCGGCUUCGGUCAGCCUAUAAUCAACCAUCAUACCAACGCACUCGCCCAACCUACACCCACGGCGGAACAAUUCCAGGGAGGCCAGCGGAAUUCAAACGCCACAUACAACGCAGCUGGCCAGCUCCACACUUGGCACGGCCAACCGGUGAGAUGGGAAAAUGGUCAGCCCUACUACCUUGAUCCAGCGACGGGCAAAAUCACUCACGUCUUCCACCCGAAUGGAACCCCUGCUGCGUUCAAUCAAUAUGCGGCUCCCACAGAAGAAGAGAUCGCGAAUGCCGGAGGCAUAGAGAAGCUGGGGGCAAUCUAUCAACAAGCCAUCCAAGGGGGAGGAUGGGUGAACGACCAGGGGAGGAUCCUUGUCCCUGAGAUGCCCCCAAAACCUGAGUGGUCUGGUUGGAAUGCUUGAGCGUGCUAGGAAACGUGAUGAUGCACAUGGAGUGCAAAAUUGGGAUUCAUGGCAGUGCCAGAAAGUUGGCACGGCAUGGUGCGGGUGUUUUAGGAACGGAGGAACCAGUCUGAUUUCGAAAUUGGAAGGCCAUUUUGUCCAGCACGGCGCGGAUGAUAGAUUCAGCUAGAAUGGCUGGGGCCCUGCUCCCGCAAGCGCAAAUUUGAUAGUUGUUUAAGACAUCGCGAGGAGAUGCGACGAGAUGCGACGAGAUGCGACGAGGGGUUUCGGAAGAACAAGGCAAUCAUAGGCAAUUCAAUGCUGGUGCCGCCAGCUGACUAUAUCUCGGCACCAAUAGAGAUCCA